Rhipicephalus sanguineus (brown dog tick) is the source of this 603-nucleotide messenger RNA. RefSeq names its product cuticle protein 14-like. NCBI's taxonomy places the organism in Eukaryota, Metazoa, Arthropoda, Arachnida, Ixodida, Ixodidae. The transcript has 3 exons. Gene Ontology annotation, cellular component: chitin-based extracellular matrix. Gene Ontology annotation, molecular function: structural constituent of chitin-based larval cuticle. The coding region runs from base 1 to 510 and encodes 169 amino acids. The record is from RefSeq and is a predicted model, not a curated record.
AUGAAGGUCGUCAUUGCGUUCGCCCUUGUGGCCGUUGCACAGGUUGGUGCAGUACAGUACGUUCCUGAAGCAGCGGUCUCUACGCAGCAUCGGACGCAGGAUGUAUGGGGCAACUACAACUUCGGUUACGACGAGAAGCACUCCACGGGCGGAUCCUGGCGCAAGGAGUCUAGCGACGCGUCUGGCAACACUGUCGGCUCAUACGGCCUUCACGACGCGGAUGGCCGCGUGCGCAUCGUCAAUUAUAUCGCCGACAAGUACGGCUUUCGCGCAAUGGUUGCCACCAACGAGCACGGCACAGCCGCUUCCAGCCCGGCCGGCGUGGGGAUCAACGCUCCGAUGGGACCCAUAGGACCUCACGUUGAUAACGAAGAUACCGGUGGAGAAGAGAAUGCCUUUGCAGCUGCGGCGCCCGUUGCUGUCUUUGCUCCCGUUCCAGUCGCCAUUGGUGCUCCCGCCUCUAAGGUGUGGCCCGCUGCAACCUUCAAGCGGCUGCCGUUGCCCCUUUGAGGGCGUACGCUGUCCUCAGCCGAGCAUCAGCCGCCACUCACUGUUCCCACAACCGCUGGGAGUUUUGUGGCUCCCGCUACGGCUGCUUUCGUG